AUGAGUCGAACGGAGGCCGAUUUGGCGAUUAACAUUCGCAAAGCCACCAGUAUCGGUAAACAUGUUCGGAGCUGUAUCGUGUAUACAUGGGACCACAAGUCCUCCGCCGCGUUCUGGGCGGGCAUGAAAGUCCAGCCUGUCCUCGCCGACGAAGUCCAGACCUAUAAAGCGCUCAUCACAAUACAUAAGGUUUUGCAGGAGGGACAUCCGGCGGUGGUUCGUGAGGCCCAGCAGCAUGUCAAUUGGGUGGACAGCUUGAUGCGCGGUGUCGGAGGAGAUGGUAUUCGCGGAUAUGGUCCUUUGAUUCGCGAAUACGUCUUUUUCCUCGAGUCCAAGCUGGCGUUCCAUCGCAACCAUCCCGAGUUCAAUGGUCUGUUCGAGUACGAGGAGUAUAUUAGUUUGAAGACGAUCAACGAUCCGAAUGAGGGUUACGAGACGAUUACCGACCUCAUGACUCUGCAGGAUCAGAUCGAUGCGUUCCAGAAGUUGAUCUUCUCGCAUUUCCAGUCGGGAACGAACAACGAGUGCCGGAUCUCGUCGCUGGUGCCGCUGGUGCAAGAGAGCUAUGGUAUCUACAAGUUCAUUACGAGCAUGCUGCGCGCCAUGCAUACAACGACUGGCGAUGCCGAGGCCCUGGAGCCUCUCCGAGGCCGCUACGAUGCCCAGCAUCACCGCCUGGUUCGGUUUUACUACGAAUGCUCGAACUUGCGCUACUUGACCAGCCUGAUCACGAUCCCCAAGUUGCCCCAGGACCCUCCCAACUUGCUUGGCGACGACGAAGAACGGCCGGCUCUACCCAAGCGACCUACCAGGGAGAUCGAGGCCGAACCCACUCCGCCACCGAAGGUCGCCGCCGAACCCGAGCCGAUCAGCGACUUCUGGACCACCGAGGCCAAGCGCCAGCAGGAGGAGUUCGAAGCGGAGCAGCGACGCCUGCAGCAGCAGUGGGAGGAACAACAACGCCAGCAGAUCCUGGCGCAGCAGCAAGCUCAGAAUGACUUUGAUGAGCAGCAACGUCUCCAGGCCGAGCAGGCCCGGAUUGCGCAGGAGCAGCUGUUGCGCGACCAGUUCAGCACUCAGACCCAGGGUCGGCUGGCGGAGCUUGAGCAGGAGAACCUGAACGCAAGGGCGCAAUUCGAACGCGACCAGCUGAUGCUGCAGCAAUACGAUCGCCGCGUGAAGGACCUGGAGGAGCAGAUGAACCAGUUGACCUCGAACCUGAACAUGCAGAACGCCUCCCGAGACGACCAGAUCCGGUCGUUGCAGGAGCAAGUCAACACCUGGCGGUCCAAGUACGAAGCCCUGGCCAAGCUUUAUUCGCAGCUGCGCCAGGAGCACCUGGACCUCCUGCAGACGACUAAGAGCCUGAAGAUCAAGGCCGCGUCGGCGCACGAGGCGAUCGAGCGGCGCGAGAAGCUGGAGCGCGAGCUCAAGACCAAGAACCUCGAGCUUGCGGACAUGAUCCGCGAACGAGACCGUGCCCUGCAUGACCGGGAUCGUCUGACCGGCAACAACAAGGAGGAGGUGGAGAAGGUCAAGCGCGAGCUUCGCUUUGCGCUCGAGCGGGCCGAAAACGCCGAACGCGCCAAGGGCACGGAGAUCUCUACCUUGUUGUCGAAGUAUAACCGGGAGAUGGCGGACUUGGAAGAAGCGCUGAGGAACAAGAACCGCGCCCUCGAGGAGUAUAAUAGCAAGAACUCCGAACGCCAGGGCGACCAGGACGUGGCGCUUCGCGAGAAGGACGAGGAGAUUGAGGUCUACAAAUCGGGAAUGGAACAGGCUCUGAUGGAGCUUGAGGAGUUGAAGCUGAACCAAGGCGAUGCCGACAACGAACUGGACGACCAGAUCGAUGCCGUUCUGCACAGCACAGUAUCGAAGAUCACCGACAUCAUCGACUCCGUGCUCCAGACCGGUGUGCAACGUGUGGACGACGCGCUCUACGAGCUGGACUCCUCCAACCAGGCCGGAAACCAGAACGCCUCGCCCCCCUACGUGCUCUCGCAGAUCGAAAAGGCGUCCGCCUCGGCGACGGAGUUCUCCACGGCCUUCAACAAUUUCAUCGCGGACGGCCCCAACAGCACCCACGCCGAGAUCAUUCGGACCGUCUCCGUGUUCUCGGGGGCGGUGGCCGACGUGCUCAGCAACACCAAGGGAUUGACUCGGUUCGCCAACGACGACAAGAGUGCCGACCUACUGACCAACGGUGCGCGCAAGUCCGCCCAGGCGACGGUGCGCUUCUUCCGGGGGCUCCAGUCGUUCCGGUUGGAGGGCCUGGAGGCGCUACAGAAGACGGACGUGGUCAUCAACAACAACCUGGAGGUGCAGCGGGACCUGCAGAGUCUGUCGAAGCAGGUGGAGGCGUUCGCGCCCAAGAGCAGCAAGCUAACGACGAACGGCGACCUGGGCGACCUGGUGGACAAGGAACUGCUCAAGGCGGCCGAUGCCAUCGACGCGGCGGCGCAGCGAUUGGCCAAACUGAAGAACAAGCCGCGUGACGGAUACUCGACGUACGAGCUGCGCAUCCACGAUUGGAUCCUGGAGGCGGCGAUCGCGGUGACCAACGCCAUCGCGGAGCUGAUCAAGGCCGCCACCGACUCGCAGCAGGAGAUCGUACGCGAGGGGCGGGGUAGCUCGUCGCGCACGGCGUUCUACAAGAAGAACAACCGCUGGACGGAGGGCUUGGUCUCGGCUGCAAAGGCCGUGGCAACAUCGACCAACACGUUGAUCGAGACGGCGGACGGGGUGAUCUCCGGGCGCAACUCGCCGGAGCAGUUGAUCGUGGCCAGUAACGACGUGGCGGCCAGCACGGCGCAGCUGGUGGCGGCCAGUCGCGUCAAGGCAACGUUCAUGAGCAAGACGCAGGACCGCCUGGAGACGGCCAGUAAGGCCGUGGGGGCGGCGUGCCGGGCUCUCGUACGACAGGUGCAGGAUAUCAUUCGGGAGAAGAACCAGGAUGAGACGGAAGCGGUCGACUAUUCCAAGCUAAGCUCGCACGAGUUCAAGGUCCAGGAGAUGGAGCAGCAGGUCGAAAUCCUCCAACUGGAGAAUGGUCUCGCACGGGCCCGGCAGCGUCUGGGUGAGAUGCGUAAGAUUUCGUACCAGGAAGAGUAA
Molecule: messenger RNA, 3111 nt
Organism: Aspergillus affinis
Lineage: Eukaryota; Fungi; Ascomycota; Eurotiomycetes; Eurotiales; Aspergillaceae
Product: putative cytoskeleton assembly control protein Sla2
Exons: 11
Coding region: 1-3111 (1036 amino acids)
Biological process (GO): endocytosis; clathrin coat assembly; actin filament organization
Cellular component (GO): clathrin-coated vesicle; actin cortical patch
Molecular function (GO): clathrin light chain binding; phosphatidylinositol-3,4-bisphosphate binding; clathrin-cargo adaptor activity
Source: RefSeq, a predicted model, not a curated record